GGACAUAGUCAGCAACCAAAACCCUAAGCAAACGAGUAAAGUGAAGUGCUGGUAACCCUUCUGGUAAGGAUCUGGUGUUUGUAGUUGGGUUGUAGAGAAAAUGGGGAAAACUGUCCUUUUCUCUUUUUAUUCGAAGUAAUGGGCAUUGAAGAAGUAGAGAAAAUGCCAUGUGUUGAGCUCAGGUGACAGCACAUGGCUUCUCUCAUUCCAACCUAUUAAACAAAUACAGGGAACCCGGGAUUCAAGUUAGGGUGGGGAAAGAAGCCACCAAAUUGGUGUAUAAUAAGGAAAGAAAGAAGGUCCCUUUUCAGUCCAAUACCGGACUUGGAAACUGUGAUCAUUCAAACUCCUGUUAUUUUAGGUACCUCCCCUUCACCAAAUCUCUUCACUUUCAUAUCUAUUAAUUCCUCCUGUUCUUACAAAUGGGAACAGCUACCAUAUUCAGUUGCAUUGCAUAUCCUAGCAAAACAAUCUCUAACCACUUAAUUUGAGUAAGAAAAGAAACAACAAGUCUAAGGAAACUGGAUUUAUAUACCCUAACCCCAUGUUUUACUAUAGUCUCCUAAACUCAUCCCACCAGAGUUAUUUUCUUUCACUGAUUCUCUUCAUCUGAUCUAUGCUAAAGUUCUUUUGUUAUUAUUAUAUCAUUAUUACUUUUUACUAAUUAUUUUCGUUUGUUUUCCUCUAGACAACUUCAAUUCAUACUUUUUGAUUGUCCAUGUCACAAAUAUAAUUGCCUUUUUGCUGAUAAGAAGCUUGAUAAAAUGCUUUCUUGUUUGUGCUUGUUCAAGAAUAUAUGGAUGCUUCUUCUUGCUCUCUUGCUUCCUUUUUCCAGGUACCUACUAGGGUUUGGGUUUUUUUCUGUCAUCUGCACAGCUAUUGUAGUGAUCUUUUUGUCUACUAGUGUUCUUCUCUAUUCUGUUUCAAAGCAUAGAGCAUUGCAACAUGUUCAUAAAUUAGUUGAAGAAAAGGUUUUGAUCAGUUCUCAAGGUUCAGAUAAAAGGGAAAACAAAAUUGCACCAACAACCCCAUUGGAAUUGGAAGUUGUUAAUGUUGAUGGUGUUCCUAGUAAUUACUCAACAACAACAUCAGCACCAGAUUUGCUAUCAGAGAGUAAAUGCCAAGACCAGUUAUGGAGUUCAGAGAACUCUGAAGUGGAUUAUCACUGCCUUGACUUCUCAGAUGGGUCAAUUUCUGAUGAGGAAAGCCUCAUAGAAAUUGAACUUCCCGGUGGACACUAUGUGGAUCAUGAUCACCAGAAAGAUCAUGAGUCAAAGAACAACUACUGCAGUUUGCAGCAGAAGAAGAAGGAGUUAUCAGCUGAGGCCCUUUUCAACCAACAAUGUCUAAUGGAGUUCUUUUCAGAAUUUAAUGAAGUGAUUGAGGAAGAAAACUUCAUAGAGAUUGACAUAUCCAUGGGUUCCAUCAAGUACUCAAGGUUUGGAAUAAAAGCAUGAGUUUAAUUAUAACACUACUGUUUUAAAAGCUCAGUUAACUGUUACCUUUUAUUUUAAUUUUUCCCACUUGGAUACAUGUGGUUGGAUUUGGAAUGUAAUACUUACUAUUAAGCUUAAUGUUGUGCAGUAGUGUGAGCUUCUGCUUCUUGCAAA
Lotus japonicus is the source of this 1610-nucleotide messenger RNA. RefSeq lists its product as uncharacterized. Bases 765 to 1457 code for a protein of 230 amino acids. The record is from RefSeq and is a predicted model, not a curated record. The transcript has a single exon. NCBI's taxonomy places the organism in Eukaryota, Viridiplantae, Streptophyta, Magnoliopsida, Fabales, Fabaceae.